UCUUGGCAUGGAUCCGCUCGCAGUAAAGACGACGCUGUUCAAUAUCUUCAACGGACAGGACAUCGGCUGCGAUUUAGAUGGCAUGACGAACAGCAGCAAAUUCUGGGUCACGCCGCACGGAUGGAUCCUAGUUCACGAUACCGCUUCGAUGUCCACCUUUCUGUUCAAUCCUCGGAAUCGUGACGAGAAGAUUCAGCUGCCUCAUUUAACUGAGGACUUGCGUAGAACAUGCGCCUGCGUGCUCUCGUGCAAGCCUACACUUCCUGGCUGCAGCGUGCUUCUUGUUGCGCCCGACACCACUGUCAUCUGGCAAUGUUGCAUCGGCGGCAAGGAGUGGGCAAGGCACGAGUACGACAUUGGAACGCAGCUCAUCGACCCAGCCAAUGAUCUGCAUGAGAAGGUGCCGAUAUGCCCGAUCGCCGCCUGCCGGGGCAAAUUCUACUUUAACAGUGAAAAUUUUGUUGACAUUGGUGUGCUUGAGUUCUCUCCGAUGCCAGUGUUCGGCUCCCUCAAGCUCGCUGGAGAGUUCGAGGCUCCGACCAGGGCGAAGGUUUCUUGGUGGAAUCUGAGGACGAUCUUUACAUGGCAGCCUGGUGUAUGGCAUUGGCUGCGACAUGAUCGACUGCGAGACCCAAGUCCACAAGAUGGAUUUCUCUGCGCAGCAGUGGCGCAGAGCUGA
This is a messenger RNA of Oryza brachyantha (malo sina), 679 nucleotides long. RefSeq lists its product as uncharacterized. The coding region runs from base 8 to 679 and encodes 223 amino acids. Lineage: Eukaryota; Viridiplantae; Streptophyta; Magnoliopsida; Poales; Poaceae. The record is from RefSeq and is a predicted model, not a curated record. The transcript has a single exon.